Molecule: messenger RNA, 2939 nt
Organism: Xenopus tropicalis (tropical clawed frog)
Lineage: Eukaryota; Metazoa; Chordata; Amphibia; Anura; Pipidae
Gene: rsph10b
Product: radial spoke head 10 homolog B (Chlamydomonas)
Exons: 19
Coding region: 146-2662 (838 amino acids)
Cellular component (GO): motile cilium; axoneme
Source: RefSeq, a predicted model, not a curated record
GGUGAGAAUUACGUUAAAUAUUACAGCACGAUCACGUGAUUAUCCGUUACCAUGGAUGCGCAGCCUUUUCCGAGACGCUUUUGGUGCUGAUGAACUUUCCACUAGCAUGUGUUCCCAGUUGUCUGUGUAAUACCGCUGCGGUAGUAUGGGAAAAAUGAAGAAAAAAGACAGCAAAAAGGGAGAGAGGGAGAGAUCUGCACAAGACACCCCUGAGGAAUGCAGCUUUAAGUUAUCUCCAGUUUCCAUCACUCCAUCUGAAGAACAACAUUCCCAUUCCUCUUCCAUGAAAUCCAUUCCCCAGGAAGAACACAUGAAGCAGACUGAACCUCCUGUUGUGACUCCUGCAACAGAUGUGUAUGAAGAACCUGUGCUAACUCAACUUAUUGUUGAAAAAUAUGAAGGAGAAUUGCUAAAUGGAUUGUAUGAAGGGGAAGGUGUUGCAUAUUUUAAAGAUGGAAAUAUUUAUAGAGGAAUGUUUUCUGAAGGGAUGAUGCAUGGCAAAGGAAAAUACACAUGGAAAGAUGGACUGACAUAUGAGGGAGACUUUUACAUGAACUUUCCCAUGGGACACGGUAUAUAUAAAUGGUCUGAUGGCAGCCAAUAUGAAGGAGAAGUGUAUAAGGCAAUAAGACAUGGGCAUGGCAUUUUCACAUCCAGUAAUCAGAAGGUUUCGUAUGUUGGAGACUGGCAUAAAGGCACUCGGCAUGGGAAGGGAGUUAUUUACUAUAAUAAAGAGGGAACCUCAUGGUACGAAGGAGACUGGAUAUCUAACAAGAAGGAGGGCUGGGGAGUGCAGUGCUUUAUCUCUGGCAACAUUUAUGAAGGUCAAUGGAAAAACAAUAUAUUUCAUGGGAUGGGGAAAAUGAGAUGGCUGACAUCAAACGAAGAGUAUGCAGGGCAGUGGGAAAACGGCAUCCAGAACGGCUCUGGUACCCACACUUGGUUUUUACGGAGGAUUCCAGGUACACAGUACUCGCUGAGGAAUGAAUAUGUUGGAAACUUUGUCAAUGGCAUACGCCAAGGGCAGGGGCAGUUUUAUUAUGCAAAUGGUGCUAUGUAUGAUGGAGAGUGGAAGAAUAACAAGAAACACGGACUGGGAAAGUUUGUGUUUAAGAAUGGGCAGAUUUAUGUUGGAGAGUUUGUGGAGGAUCAGAUAGCCGAGUAUCCGAAUUUCAAGUACGAUCGAGUGAAUACUCCAGAUCUAAGUGGCAUCCGGACACAGAGUUCCAUGAAUUUGGCAGGAAGUAGUACAUCCAGAUACAAUACUGGCAUUCCAAGUUUAGCAGGGUCUUAUAUUGAGCUUGACUUAUCAGCACUAUUAUACUCAUUCCCGGAGGAGGACAGGCAAGAAGAACUGAAGCAGGUGGAAUAUGCCGUUCUACGGAACCUCACUGUCCUGCGUAAGAUCUACAAAUUGUACAGCCAGCUGGGAAGUGAUGGCUCCCCUGACAAUACCCUUCUCAUGACAAAGCUGCAGUUCUGGAGGUUUCUGAAGGAUUGCAAGUUUCAUCACUACAGUAUCACACUUUCGGAAAUGGACCGUAUCCUAACCGUAGAGAAUACUGAUGCUGAAGAGGUUCAUUCGCCCCAUUCCACAAUGCUUCUUCGAACCUUUUUGACUAAUAUUAUCUACUUGGCAUACCACAUCUGUCAAACAGAAAACCAAGAGAAGAACAUGUCCCUUGCUGACUGCUUUACUAAAGUCAUGGUGCAGAAUAUACUUCCCCAUGCAACUAAUAUCAAAGGGUUUCUAUUUCCUGAUGCUCAGAAGGCUUCCUACGCCAUUUCUUAUAUUGAAAAGUCUUGGCAUAUCUACAGAAUCUACUGCAUGCCAAACACUUUCCACCCCUAUGAACCGACCAUGAAAAUGAGGCACUUUCUGUUGCUAAUGAAUGAUUUAAAAAUCACAGGACUGACAGCUACAAAUAUUGUUGACAUUUUGGCAGCAGAUGACCCAUGUGUGCGUAUUGACCAGGAAGUGAACCUGGAAUUGGAGCUAACGUUUCUCGAGUUCUUUGAGGCGCUCCUUGGCUGUGCUUCCAUAUGUGUUACUGAAGAGCAGAUAAAGCAGUCAGAGAGCGAAUUGUUGAAGAGAGAAGAGUCUCAGGGGAGCUCGAUUGGGGAAGUCACAGCUUAUCUAAAAGAAGGCCAACCAGAGCAUGCUUUUCAGCCCCAAGCUGACAUACCGCAGGACCUCUUUCUGAGAAGCUCCAUGAACCUUAAGGAUAAGAGACAGAGCCCACCUAUUCCAGUCUCUUCUAUAAAGAAGCAGCAGAGAGAGGCCAGGGCAGAGAAGUGGUUCCAUCAGACUGACAUAUUUUUCCUGAAGAAGUUCUUUCCAGCACAUGAACACAAAGAACGACUGAAGGAAGAAAUUCCCAAAAUCAGGGAGAAGCAGGCUGAAGAAGCCAGACGACAGCAGAUUAGAGAAGAGGAAGAAGCAAGGCUUAAAGCAGAAAGGGAGGCAGAAGAGGCCAAAAGGGUUGAACAGGAGUUGUUGGAAAAGGCCAUGGCUGCAAUGGAAGCAGAACAGGCAGCAAAGGCACAAGAAGAAGAACAGAAAAGUCCUCAGCCUCCAGUCACUCCUCAUGAUGACGCUAUCAUUAUCCCACCACCAUCUGGCACAAAGACUGCAACUGCAAGCAAAAAGAAGAGAAAAUAAGGCUUUCAAAUUAUGGCUCUAGAGCACCUAAAAUAUAAAAUGUUAUACAUAAUAUAUAUAUAUGCAUAUAUAGAAAUUUUACCCCGUGUGGGGAUUAAGUCCUUUCUUAGCCGCCCCUUAUCCUGCUUAUGGUACAACACUGGGAACCGGGAUCAUUUGGUGCAUUUUUUGUAUGAACCAGGAUUCUGAUUACUUUACCUUAUUAUUUUUUUUCCAAAGGUUUUUAUUUUGCAUUUAUAACAUAUAAUCAACAAUAAACAGAACAGCAUUGGUUCUA